This is a messenger RNA of Clonostachys rhizophaga, 369 nucleotides long. NCBI's taxonomy places the organism in Eukaryota, Fungi, Ascomycota, Sordariomycetes, Hypocreales, Bionectriaceae. The record is from the annotation of a GenBank genome assembly.
AUGAGCGGCAGUGGCGGUUUCUACAAGUACCGGUGCAAAUACUUCUAUUCCCAUAACUGCACCAAUUGGGUUUGGGUAAAUAAUGCGCCAUGUGCCUCGUGUCUCGCCGAAGGAAGGGAUGAGGAGCACAAGCAGUCAUCAUCAUGGCCACUCUCCAGAGAUAUUGUGGCACCCCGUGUCCGUGAUGGAAUCUUACAGUAUAUGCUGAUGGAGCUGGUGGCCCCGACAGAACCAGGUCACAGCUGGACUCUGCAGGACAAGGCUCAACCAGCACCUCCGGCGGUGCCUGUGACCACCUCUGUGUCAGAGCCUGUUGGGAGGGCGGUAGGCAGGUUCGAAAUCUCAAAGACGGCUAUAGACUCUUUUUGA